Messenger RNA from Ipomoea triloba (trilobed morning glory), 2451 nucleotides. RefSeq lists its product as uncharacterized. The record is from RefSeq and is a predicted model, not a curated record. Bases 1 to 2451 code for a protein of 816 amino acids. The transcript is spliced from 6 exons. NCBI's taxonomy places the organism in Eukaryota, Viridiplantae, Streptophyta, Magnoliopsida, Solanales, Convolvulaceae.
AUGCAUUUGCGCCAAAAUGGAAUAGACACAGAUUACACACAAUGGAUAUUUCAUGGUGAGUCACCGACUUUUCAAGAACAAAGUAAUAAUGGUUCUCAGGUUGAGUAUGAUGAUUCUGAUGAUGAUGAAAACUUAGAUGGAGUCGAUGAGUUCUUAAAUGAAUAUGGAAAUUUUGUCAACUUCAACUCACAGUUAAAUCCCAAUACUCAUAGUGGUGAAAUUGAUCAUUUUGAGAACAUGUUGAGAGAAGCAAAACAAGAAUUAUAUCCAGGUUGCACUAAAUUCUCAAAAUUAUCAUUAACUGUGAAGUUGCUUCAUUUGAAAGUGUAUAAUAAAUGGAGCAAUAAAUCAUUUGACAUGUUGCUUGAAUUGUUAAAAGAAUGCUUACCUGAUGGCAAUACACUUCCACAUUCUCACUAUGAGUCUAAGUCUAUGCUUUGUAACUUGGGAUUGGGAUACACAAAUAUUCAUGCAUGCAAAUAUGAUUGUGUGUUAUUUUGGAAGGAAUUAGAGACAAAUGAAUGUUGUCCUAUAUGUGGUACUUCUAGAUGGAAAGUCAAGGGUAGUAAAGGAAAAAAUAUUCCUCAUAAGAUACUAAGGUACUUUCCUCUAAAACCUAGGCUUCAAAGACUGUUUAUGUCAAAAAAAAUUGCAAAUGAUAUGAGGUGGCAUAAGGAAAGACGAAUUGAUGAUGAUGAGUACUUACGUCAUCCAGCUGAUUUUAAGGCUUGGAAAGAUUUUGAUAAAGAGUUUCCCUGGUUUGCUAAUGAUGCAAGAAAUGUUAGGCUUGGUUUAGCUUCUGAUGGAUUCAACCCAUUUGGAAAUAUGAGUAAUGCUUAUAGUAUGUGGCCAGUGAUAUUAAUUCCAUAUAAUUUACCACCAUGGAUGUGUAUGAAAGAGUCAUUUUUUAUGCUAACUCUACUUAUACCCAGGCCUAAAGCUCCUGGUAGAGACAUUGAUGUUUAUUUGCAACCAUUGAUUGACGAUCUUAUAGAAUUAUGGGAAGGAGGUGUGACAACGUAUGAUUCUUAUUCUUCAACAAAUUUUCAAUUGCAUGCUUCUAUUCUUUGGACUAUAAAUGAUUUUCCUACUUAUGGAAAUCUGUCUAGAUGGUCUACUAAAGGAUAUAUGAGAGCAGAUGGAUCAUAUGAGGUUCCACAUCCAUGUUACAUGCUUACAAGAAAUGAGAGAUUGAAAUUUGCCGAAUUUUUGGAGUCUGUUAAGUUUCCAGAUGGUUAUGCUUCUAAUAUCUCCAGAUGUGUGACAACUGAUGGAAAACUAAUAGGUUUAAAAAGUCAUGAUUGUCAUGUGUUAUUACAAAGAAUAUUACCUAUUGGAGUACGUGGAAUCUUGGGAAAAGAAGUUGCCACUGUGUUAUAUGAGUUAGGUGAUUUCUUUAGGCAGUUGUGUUGUAAGACCUUAAAGUUAACAGAUUUGGAGGCAAUGCGUGAUAAUAUUGUUAUCAUACUUUGUAAGUUGGAGAUGAUUUAUCCACCAGCCUUCUUUGAUGUCAUGGUAUAUCUAGCAAUUCACCUUCCACAAGAAGCUAUCCUUGGUGGGCCUGUUCAAUUUAGGUGGAUGUUUAUGAUUGAAAGGUUCUUGGGCUCACUUAAACAUUAUGUGAGAAAUAAAGCUCGUCCGGAAGGUUCAAUUGCGGAAGGUUAUGUUGCAAGUGAAUGUUUAACAUUUCUUUCUUUAUACCUUGAUGGAAUAGAAACUCGUUUCAACAAGCCAUAUAGAAAUAAUGAUGGGGAGGCAAUACCUAGUGAGUUGUCAAUUUUUUCACACAAUGUUCGUCCAUGUGGUGCUUGGAAAUAUGAAAAAUUGUCUAGGGAAGAACUUGAUAAUAUUCAAUGGUUUGCAUUGAGUAAUUGUGAUGAAGUUGGAAGAUAUAUGAAAGAACACAUUGAUUUACUUGAGAAGGAAAGUUUACUUAAUGUUAAUCAGAGGCAUAAAAAAGAAUUCCCAUUUUGGUUUAGAGAAAAGGUAUCACAAUUAUAUAUUGAAUCUGCAACUAAAGCCACAGAUGCAUUAUACUCAUUAGCUUGUGGGCCUCAAGUAUGUUCCCGAAAGUAUACGGCUUGCAUUGUCAAUGGAGUUAGAUUCCAUACAAAAGAUCGAGAUAGCCGUCACAAAACUCAAAAUAGUGGAAUUGUUGUGCAAGGAAAUCAUGGAGAUGAACUGAUUGAUUUUUAUGGAGUGCUAAAUGAAGUAAUUGAGUUGGAAUACAUAAAAGAUCAUCGUAUUGUUCUUUUCAAGUGUGAUUGGUUUGAUAUUGGAAAAAGGUCCUACAUCCAACAUGAUGUGGUUGAAGCAGAAAGAAAGGGGGAUGAUUUUAGAAUAUCAGAUGAUGAAGAUGAAACUCUUAUUGAAUAUAAUAGUACUGAUGAAGAUAUGAGUGAUGAUUCAUAUGAGAGUGAAGAUGAUUUAGAUGAAAGUGAAGAUUCUUGA